Messenger RNA from Metopolophium dirhodum (rose-grain aphid), 2777 nucleotides. RefSeq names its product transmembrane and coiled-coil domain-containing protein 4-like. Lineage: Eukaryota; Metazoa; Arthropoda; Insecta; Hemiptera; Aphididae. The transcript has 10 exons. Bases 366 to 2069 code for a protein of 567 amino acids. The record is from RefSeq and is a predicted model, not a curated record.
CACUUUAUCAGACUUGUGAAAAUUCAAGGUUUAAAAAUAAUUUACCUCGGCGGAGUCGGCCGUCACCAUUGAAGCCUCGCGACUGCGGAAGCGAUCACAAUUUAUAACUCAUCUAAAUAUCUUAUCUGACGCAAGUCGCAAAUUACACAACAGUAGUCGCCAGGCAGUUGUACUUAUCGCUUGUUUGUCGUCUGUCUGUGUCAGUCAGUACUCCGAAGCACUUCUGUCGUAUACUCGUACGUCAGUUUACGAACUUUUUAAAAGUUUUCGUUUCGUCUUAAAAUUUGUCCAACGUAAUUCGUCACGGCUAUCUCUUACGCCGAGUUAUACUGUUAUUAUUAUGUUAACUAGUUAACACCAAUACAAUGGACAAAUACGACAAAGCCUCUCAGCAUAUCAAAGAUUCUUUGAACACUAAAAAUCUAGCUGAAUGUCUAUCACAAACAGGACGUUUUUCGUAUUGUGCCUUAUGUGCAACUUCCUUAAGCUGCCUAUAUAAAUAUCCUGCACAUGUAGAUUUUAAGUUGGACUGUUUACGUAUACUAUGUAAUCAUUUAAGACUAAUGUUACAAUUACCAACUAUGCGAGAAAUGGCCAAUUGUGAACUUCCCUUAGAUGCCAAAGUAUAUGUUCGAGCUCUUAAAAAAGAAGAAGUACUUAAAGAAGGCAUGAUGAUUAUUGUACAAGACCUUCUACUGCUGGCCAUUUCAAAUGGUAUCUAUGAUGCUCGAUGGAGAGUCCUUAUAUUAUAUGUUAAUCGUGUGUUUGAUCUUGAUUUAAAUACAGUAGAUAAUUUUGAGUUAAACGUUGUAAAUUGUUUAUCAAAUUUUUUGCCAGUUCAAACUGAACAAGAACAAGCUGAUGCUGCUCGUCGUAUUCGUGUAUCAAAAACUAAACGUUUUGCAAUGAUUGGAUUAGCAUCGGUUGGUGGUGGAAUUCUCCUUGGUUUAACUGGUGGAUUGGCUGCUCCUCUUAUUGGUGCAGGACUAUCUAGUGUCAUAGGAACAUCUAUUGUGGGAGCUAUAGGCACAGUAGGUGGUACAGCUAUUGUCGGAUCACUUUUUGGUGUUGCAGGAGCAAGUUUAACUGGAUACAAAAUGCAUAAAAGAGUUGGUGACAUAGAAGAGUUUCAAUUUCGUAAACUGUCAACAGAUACAGAAACUGGAGAUAUUCAUUUACAUAUUACUAUUGUAAUAUCUGGAUGGUUAAAUGAUGAUAUAGAAACCAGCUAUAGUCAACCUUGGAAAUAUCUUCGAGACAGCCCAGAACAGUAUUAUCUACGAUAUGAAUCUUCUUAUCUGUUGGAGUUUGGAAAAGCUAUGGAAUACUUUUUUAGUUUUGCUGUUUCUGUAGCAGUUCAAGAAUCUUUGAAGUAUACUGUACUCUCAGGCCUGAUGGCAGCUAUUGCAUGGCCUGCAGGAAUUUUGGGAUUGGCCUCUGUCAUUGACAAUCCAUGGGGUGUGUGUUGUCGACGAUCAGCACAAGUUGGAAAACAAUUAGCUGAAACACUACUUACACAUAGUCAUGGUAAUCGUCCAGUAACAUUGAUUGGUUAUAGCCUUGGCGCUCGAGUUAUCUAUUAUUGUUUACGUGAAAUGUCUCAAAGAGAAAAAUGUCAAGGUAUUGUCCAAGAUGCUAUCUUAAUAGGCACUCCGUGUACUAGAAACUCUUCAGAUUGGAACAAAAUUACAGAAAUUGUGGCUGGGAGAGUAGUGAAUGCAUAUUGCAGGAGUGAUUGGUUCCUGAAAUUCCUGUAUAGAACACUUUCUAUGCACGCAAAUGGAGUAGCUGGUCUUCAAGCUGUUCAAUCAGUUAGUGAUAGAAUAGAAAAUAUUGAUUUGACUGAUAUUGUUUCAGGACAUUUUGAGUAUCCACAAAAACUGACGGAGAUUUUAAUGUACAUUGGAGUUAAUGUAGAUGCAUCGGCAAAAGUUCAAUUAAUUACUACACAAUCUAUGCCGGAAGGAAUGUCAGAAAAUUUAAAAAUAAAUGAUAAUUAUACUGUCAAAAAAUCAAAAUCUGUAAUUGAUCUUACAAUUAUUGACACCAAAAAAAAUGAGGCGCAAUGACUGUUUUAUCUGGUAAUACAUAUCGAGCUUAUUUCUUCACUUCAAUAUCAUAUUAAACAAUAUUUUAAAACUUGUUUACGAAAAAAAAAUUUACUAUUGUAUUGCAAUUUAAAAGUUUGCAUGAAUAAUUUAUAAUAACAUGGUGCUUUAAAAAUUAUCGAAAUUAGUAAAUCAUUUAAUAUAUUAGGCAUAAAUCAAAAUUUUUUUAAACAUUCUUUUGAAGGAGCUUAUUUUGAAUUUUUAAAUUUUUAAUUACAUUAAUAAACAAAUUAUUUUUUAUAAAUCGGUUUGAUAAAAUAUUUUUUUAUAAAAUAUUUUCUUAUAUAUUAUAUAUUUAAUAAAAUAAAUAACUAUUAAAACAUUAUAUUAUCAAUAAAAAAUAAUAUUUAUUAACUUCUAAACAGCUAAAAACGAUUAGAUGAUAAAAAAUGUAUUUACUGUUGGUGUUCCUAUUACCAUUAAUAACAUGUUGUCAUGUUCCAAAGAUUUAAUAUCAAUCAAUUUUUUAUGUUUAUUCCUUAAAUUGUAUCUUUAAUUGGGGUAUUAUGAUAAAUACACAUGACUUUCCAAUAAUUGAGAUCACAAUGUUAUACUUAUUGUUAAAUUCAAUAACAAAGACAUAUUAUCUUUAGUUAUAACUUAUAACCAGUGCCUCAAGUUUGUGCUGUUUUUAUAAUUCUCUAGCCACCUGUUACUAGCUUUAAAUUG